Messenger RNA from Nasonia vitripennis (jewel wasp), 1315 nucleotides. RefSeq names its product cuticular protein RR-2 family member 26. Gene Ontology annotation, cellular component: extracellular matrix. NCBI's taxonomy places the organism in Eukaryota, Metazoa, Arthropoda, Insecta, Hymenoptera, Pteromalidae. The coding region runs from base 214 to 843 and encodes 209 amino acids. The transcript is spliced from 3 exons. The record is from RefSeq and is a predicted model, not a curated record.
UCUCCCAUAAGGAUCUCAAACAGAACACGCAUAUCCUCACACACACACACGCACAAGUGGACUGCUGCUCUGUACCGCUGCUGCUGCUUCGAGUAUACAGUCGUCGUGUCAGGAGGCACACGCGAGUUUGAAUAAAGAGUGCUUCUUGAUUUUCAUUCGACUGUGCUGCGAGAGCCGAGUGUUAACGCUUGAUUCCCGAUUUUGCCGAGAACCAUGAACAAAUUCGUCGCAUCCACAGUGCUGAUGGCGUUGGUCGGUCUGAGCUUGGCCGAGCCGCCCGUCAAUCAGUACCUGCCGCCGGAUCAGCUGUACGGACCACCGGGUAUCCAGCAGAGGCCCCCAGCCCAACAGGGUGGCGGCAACCGACCGGGACAAUUCGGCGGCAGCGGCGGCGGCUCCAAUUUCGGCGGCGGAUCCAACCAGUACCUUCCGCCCAAUCAGCAAUACGGACCACCAGGCGCCGGUUCCGGUGGAUACGGCGACGGCUCUAACAACGAACCCGCCAAGUACGAGUUUGAGUACACGGUGAACGACCCGCCAUCCGGCAACGACUUUGGCCACAAGGAGUCUCGCGACGGUGACCUCACCCGCGGUGUCUACUUCGUGCUGCUGCCCGACGGUCGUCGUCAGAUGGUCGAGUACGAAGCUGACCAGGACGGCUACAGGCCCAAGAUCACGUACAUGCAGGUCGGCGGUGGAGCCGGUGGUGCCGGUGGUGCUGGUGGAUACCCCAGCGGUGGACCCGGAGGUUACCCCAGCGGUGGUCCCGGUGGAUACCCCAGUGGAGGAGCCGGGGGCUACCCCAGCGGCGGCGGUGGCGGACAGGGCGGCUAUCGGUACUAGAGUGUCUGAGUAUUUUCUUGUAUAAAGUUCGACGGUUCGUUCGUUCGUUCGUUCGUUCUCCGAUGGGAUCUUUUUCUCUCCUGGAUUAUUGUUCGAAAAGCGAGAUGUUUCCAUUAUAGCUUUAGUAUAGAGUAGAAUCCCGCGUAGCCUUGUUUCAUUGAAUAAUCUCGAUUUUUACCCGCAAAAGGCUUCCAUGACAAACGCUGCAGGUAGUUUGAAUCGCAAACAACGAAAAUAAACGAUAUUCCAGCUGCACGCAGAUGCUUAUCGCGCUCGAAAAAGAUCCCAUCGGCCGCUCGGACACGGCCAAUCGGGGAAGGUUUUAACGAAGUCGUUCUGCUGGAGAUAAAAACGAUAAUCGAUUAUAUGCCGAUGUGACUCUGCAUCAAAUCAGCGCGCGUCAAAGUGCGUCGAUUUUUGCUGCAGAGUACACGCCUAUCGCUGUCUUUAUUCGCGAAUGUCACGGCGCACA